Molecule: messenger RNA, 1864 nt
Organism: Camellia sinensis
Lineage: Eukaryota; Viridiplantae; Streptophyta; Magnoliopsida; Ericales; Theaceae
Product: phospho-2-dehydro-3-deoxyheptonate aldolase 1, chloroplastic
Biological process (GO): aromatic amino acid biosynthetic process
Molecular function (GO): 3-deoxy-7-phosphoheptulonate synthase activity
Source: RefSeq, a predicted model, not a curated record
GACUCACACACAGGUAAGCCCCCCUUCUCUCUCUCUCUCUACCAAUCAAUGUCUCUCACAAGCAGUAGUUCUCUUCUUCCUACCAAAACUCUGGUUUGGAUUCAUCAAUCUCUCCUAUCUCCUUCCCCAACCCACCAACCAGUUCGCUCCAAAUCCAUCAAACCCAUCUCCGCCGUCCAUGCCGCCGAGCCCUCCAAGAACCCCAUUGUCUCCGACAAGCCACCCAAGCCCACCACCUCUGCGGCGGCGGCGGCCUCUUCCACCGCCACAACGACGGUGACGAAGCCCGAUACAGUUCCCAAGAAAUGGACCGUCGAUAGCUGGAAGACGAAGAAGGCGCUUCAGCUUCCGGAGUACCCGGAUCAGGAACAGCUCGAGUCGGUUCUCCGAACCCUCGAUGCGUUCCCUCCGAUCGUGUUCGCCGGAGAGGCGAGAAGUCUCGAGGAGCGCCUCGCCGAUGCUGCGAUGGGCAAUGCGUUUUUGCUUCAAGGAGGAGAUUGCGCCGAGAGUUUCAAGGAGUUCAAUGCCAACAACAUUCGCGAUACCUUCAGGAUUCUCCUCCAGAUGGGUGCUGUGUUGAUGUUCGGUGGCCAAAUGCCCGUAAUCAAGGUGGGAAGAAUGGCGGGUCAGUUUGCGAAGCCAAGAUCGGAGGGGAUGGAGGAGAAGAACGGAGUGAAACUGCCGAGUUACAGAGGGGACAAUAUCAAUGGAGAUGCGUUCGAUCUCAAGUCAAGGACUCCAGAUCCAGAGAGAUUGAUCAGAGCCUAUUGCCAAUCUGCAGCUACUCUCAAUCUGUUGAGGGCUUUCGCCACCGGAGGCUAUGCCGCCAUGCAAAGGGUCACCCAGUGGAAUUUAGAUUUCACAGAGCACAGUGAACAGGGAGACAGGUAUCGGGAACUAGCUAACCGGGUUGAUGAGGCCCUUGGAUUCAUGUCUGCUGCUGGACUUACUGUUGAUCACCCUAUAAUGACAACCACCGAGUUUUGGACAUCACACGAGUGCUUGCUCUUGCCUUAUGAGCAAUCACUUACUAGGAUGGAUUCAACUUCUGGCUUGUACUAUGAUUGUUCUGCCCAUUUCAUUUGGGUCGGGGAACGAACUCGCCAGUUGGAUGGCGCCCAUGUCGAGUUUUUGAGAGGAGUUGCUAAUCCCCUUGGAAUUAAGGUGAGUGACAAAAUGGAUCCAAACGAGCUAGUUAGGCUCAUUGAGAUUUUGAAUCCUCAGAAUAAACCAGGGAGGAUUACAAUUAUCACAAGAAUGGGAGCAGAGAACAUGAGAGUCAAGCUUCCUCAUCUAAUCAGGGCAGUUCGUAGGGCAGGACAAAUUGUAACUUGGGUUAGUGAUCCUAUGCAUGGAAACACCAUCAAGGCUCCUUGCGGUCUCAAAACUCGUCCCUUCGAUGCCAUCAGGGCGGAAGUGAGGGCAUUUUUUGAUGUGCACGAGCAAGAAGGGAGUCACCCGGGAGGAGUUCAUUUAGAGAUGACUGGCCAAAACGUGACAGAGUGCAUUGGGGGGUCACAAACUGUGACAUUUGAUGACCUGAGUUCACGCUACCACACCCACUGCGACCCUAGGCUCAAUGCUUCUCAAUCUCUCGAGCUUGCUUUCAUCAUUGCUGAGCGCCUAAGAAAGAGGAGACUUGGAUUAUCCAUAGGUCUGUAGAAUGGCUUUAAGGCCCUCCAUGUUGGGUUCUUUUGUCUAAAUUAUAUCAGUGGAUGUAUUGCUAUAUUUUAUUUGGAUUUUUUUAGUUUAGAGCUCUUUUAUGUUAUUGUUAUGUAUUGUCGUGUAUGUGUAUAGUCGGAGAAAGUGAUGGUUUUGAGAAUUCAAAGAGAAGGGAAUAAAGGCAAAAAAAACUAUUGAUAAA